Messenger RNA from Zeugodacus cucurbitae (melon fly), 2975 nucleotides. Its product is annotated as traB domain-containing protein. The record is from RefSeq and is a predicted model, not a curated record. NCBI's taxonomy places the organism in Eukaryota, Metazoa, Arthropoda, Insecta, Diptera, Tephritidae. The transcript has 6 exons. The coding region runs from base 323 to 1993 and encodes 556 amino acids.
AUGAAACGCAAACGUCGUAAUAACAAUUUGAAGGAAUAGCAAGAGCAUCAGAAACGAGCGCAAAGACGAUAAUAGAAAUUUUCAAUUAGUUUUUGGUUUUUUGAAAAAUUUUGCAUUAUAAUUUAUAUUUUGUUAAUCGUGUACACAAAACUGCAAAGAUUUAUGCACUAGCCAAAUCGUUCCAGAUUAUUUUAUUGAUGGCAAAAAUAUAGUUAUAAGACUGCAAACAUUGCUAAAUAAAAAACGAAAAAAAAAUAGUAAACUAUAUAAAUAGAUAUCCUCCGAAAACCGAAUUUGUUUACGUAACCAAUUCUUCCAAAACAUGAACUUAUCUUCAUCUUCCAAUCGUGAUUUGUCUCGAGCAGACUCCCAAUCACCACCAUUAAGUGCUCGAAAUAAAAGCAAAGGACAACUCAAUGACACAACUCUGGGUGGCAGUAGCAUAUAUGACAGCGCCUUGGAGAAUCUCACCGCGUAUACAUCUUUUGACGAUAGUGCCAAUGACAAUUCACAUCUCAACGUAUCCUCCGAUGCAACAUUAAACGGCAGCGAUUCACAUCGAUUUAACACAACCACCGGUUCAGGCAGCUCUACUGCUACUCGUGACUUGAAUACAAACAUUAGCGCCAGUCUGCUAUUAAUACAGUCUGAGAGCACCGAGACAAAUGCUUCACAAGAAGAAGUUGAUCCAAAAUCCCAGCUAGCAAAUAAGACAAUAUUUAAAACGGAUAAUCCGGAUUUGUCAAUUAUAGAAAUUAGUGAUAAUUCAAUUAAAGAGCAAGACGCUGAAAAUUCAUUUUUCCUAAUAGAAUCGUUAACUAAUGAUAAAAGUGAACAGCAGAAAAAUAAAAAGAGUUCUCCCUUAAAAACUAACGAUACUGCUAUUGCAACAGCCUCGGAGAAUAGGCGUAAAAAAGCUGAAUCGCUGAUACAAUCCAGUAAACAAACAUUAAAUGUAGAUGUGGUUGAGGCAUUCGCUGCUGAAUCCAAAGCCGCUAGUGGCGAUACAAAUGACAUUGUUGAGGAGGUGUCGACCGAAAUACAACCCGUCACCAAGCGUGAAAUGAAAAUAUAUGAUACAAUAGAAGAGUUUGAAGCGAAUUUGCCGUCGACGGUAACAGUGCUGGACACACCAUUCGGUAGCAGAGUUUAUUUGGUGGGCACAGCUCAUUUCAGUGAGGAGUCGCAGGAUGAUGUCUCUUAUGUUAUACGCAAUGUCCGUCCAGAUGUGGUGAUGGUUGAACUCUGUCCAUCACGUGUACAUAUAUUGAAACUUGAUGAGAAAACGCUGUUAGAGGAAGCUAAAAAUUUCAAUUUCGCGAAGAUUCGCAGCAUUAUCCAAACACAUGGCUACAUCAACGGCAUCUUCUUCAUCCUCUUAUUACAAAUGAGCGCACAAAUCGCCAAAGAUUUGGGCAUGGCGCCGGGUGGCGAGUUCCGCCGUGCAUUCGAAGAAAUUCACAAAAUACCCGGUUGCAUGCUACAUCUCGGCGACCGACCUAUACGCAUCACGCUACACCGUGCACUGCGCGCGCUCUCGCUAUGGCAGACCAUGAAAUUGGUGUGGCGUCUCACAUCCACCGACACCAUAAGCAUUGAAGAGGUGGAGGAGUGCAAACAGCGGGAUUUACUCGAAAAGUUGAUGCAAGAGAUGGCUGGCGAAUUCCCAGAGUUUUCCGAUGUAUUUGUGAAGGAGCGUGAUACAUUUCUAUGUCAUUCAUUGCAGCUGGCCGCUUUACCACAAGCGCCAAUUGAUGGCUCCGGUAUACCACGACCAGUGCGUGUCGUCGGUGUUGUAGGUAUUGGGCAUGCUAAUGGCAUUGCAGAGAAGUGGGGACGUGUCGAUCCACAGAGCAUACCUGCAAUUAUGGAAAUACCACCCGCACGUUUGAGUACACGCAUUGCUUGGUUCUCAGUUAAAGCAUCUAUUGGCAGUAUACUGCUAUAUCAUACAUAUAAGAUCUUGCGACCAACCAUAAGGCGUUUGUUUUAAAUGUGCUUAUCAGUGCAAUGAUAAGUGCUGUGUGGAAAUCGUGCUCGAUUUGCUUUUUAAACGUAUAUACAUAUAUACAUAUAUAUAUACCGUACAUAGAUGUUAUAAACGCAUCAAAUCAAAUUUUAAAGCAAAAAAUUAUGUGUUUUCCACAUAAUUGUGCGCGUGAGUGUCAAUGCGCGUAGAAAGUUUCGGUGAUUUAAGUUAACGUUAAGAUAUUUACAUGUGAAAUACGCCGAGUUUUUAUCUGUGUAAUCGUUUGCAUACCUAUGUAUGUAUGUACAUAUGUGUUACAUACAAAGCAAAGCAACAGUUGCAUAUAAAUAUUUGCAUUUCAUUUAAUUAAAUUGCACAAUACCGUAACAUGAUAAUAAAAAAAUUAAUGGUUUUCAGAGGCAACAACAAACAACAACGUAAUUGAGCCGCACUAAAAAUAUAUAUAGAAACAUUCGUUCACAAGAAUAUACAUACAUAUGUUGUACAUAAAUGUUAAAGAAAUGUGUGAUUGAAACUAUCAAAAUUAAAAUAUAUAUUAUAAAAUAAGUACACAAACUAAGCAAAGAAACUAAAACUAUCAAAAACUAAAAAAAAAACAAUACUUGCUAACUGUAGUUUACUAAAUUCGUAGGCAGAACUAUAAUUUUUAGAUGAGAUGAGUUCGAGGCAGCUGUAUGAAUAAUCAAACAAAUCACAGGACCAAGCAAAGCUCGCAUUUGCAAAACAUUGUGUCGUAUCAGUCCAACAUUCCCAGUAGUAAGCAGAAAUGUUUCGACCUUAGCACAUAUUCCAAAUGCCGAAAAUUAUAAAAAAUCACAUUUUAAAAUCAAUGUAGACCCUAGUAUAUUAAAUAUAUAUCUAUAUAUUUUUUUGUAGUUUUAAACUGUUGUAUAAGCCUAGAUGUACACCUGUCUGUAUUCUGUAUUGUAAAUAUGUCUAAAUACAAACCGAUACAAAAGUACAUAUGUCUGUAUGUCAUAAAAUA